AUGCCCCUUCGCGCCUCAACCACCAGCAACAAAUCCUGGACGUACGACGAAGAAACCACGCUCGCGAUCCUCUCGUGCUAUGACGCCUACCCCGUCUCCGACUACCCCGACCUUCUCUACACGCUCUGGGGCCGCGUCAUUUCCGCCGAUGAGAUCCAAGCGAAGCUCGACAAGCGCAAUGCUCGUCGCGACUCGGGCGGAAUCUGGCAGGAGGCGUCGCCGCUGUGGACGCGGGUUUUGGCACUAGGCGCGGAGAACGAGGAGGUGCUGGAGAAGCUGGAGCAUGUCGAGAGGGUGUAUCGGAAUCGAAAGGGGACGCUUGCGUGGUUGGAGGGGGAGGGGUGUCCGGAGGAGGAUGAGAGGACGAAGAGUGCCAGGAGGCAGAGUAGAGUCGAUUGGACGUAUUUGGCAUGGUGA
This is a messenger RNA of Coniosporium apollinis CBS 100218, 417 nucleotides long. RefSeq lists its product as uncharacterized. The coding region runs from base 1 to 417 and encodes 138 amino acids. The record is from RefSeq and is a predicted model, not a curated record. The transcript has a single exon. NCBI's taxonomy places the organism in Eukaryota, Fungi, Ascomycota, Dothideomycetes.